Messenger RNA from Sceloporus undulatus (fence lizard), 2609 nucleotides. RefSeq names its product receptor interacting serine/threonine kinase 1 (gene RIPK1). Gene Ontology annotation, biological process: protein phosphorylation; signal transduction. The record is from RefSeq and is a predicted model, not a curated record. Gene Ontology annotation, molecular function: ATP binding; protein binding; JUN kinase kinase kinase activity. The transcript has 12 exons. Bases 172 to 2310 code for a protein of 712 amino acids. Lineage: Eukaryota; Metazoa; Chordata; Lepidosauria; Squamata; Phrynosomatidae.
AGCAAAACUUCCGCGAAAGAGGAAGAAAGUCAGGAACAGGGCGAUCUCUGUUUCUGGAGGAGGAGGAGGAGGAGGAGGGAGGAAGGAUCCAAGGACCCCAAAAGGGGCUUCCCUGGUAGAGGGAGCAGAAGGCCCUGGAUGAACUGGUGAACUGCCUUGUGAAUUGCAAUCAUGUCCUUGGUUGACAUCCAGAUGAGUUCAGCAGACCUUUUGCAAAAAGAGCAGCUGGACGCUGGUGGUUUUGGAAUGGUUUCAUUGUGUUACCACAAGAGUCAUGGACUUGUGAUCUUAAAAACAGUGUACACAGGACCUCAACGCACUGACUGUAACACUUCUCUUCUAGAAGAGGGCAGGAUUAUGCAGAAAUUAAAUCAUGACCGUGUGGUCAAACUACUGGGUGUCGUUCUGGAAGAUGGGAACUACUCCCUUGUGAUGGAAUACGUACGCAAAGGAAACCUGAUGUCAGUACUAAAGGCGACUCCUAUUCCUUUGCCGUUGAAAGGACGCUUCAUCUUGGAGAUAAUUGAAGGGAUGCUUUAUUUAACUGGGCAGGGUUUAGUACACAAAGACCUCAAACCAGAGAACAUCCUUGUAGAUGAAGACUUUCAUAUCAAGAUAGCAGACCUUGGUGUGGCCUGUUUCAAAAACUGGAGAAAGCUGACUAAAGAAGAGACCAGCCGACAGAGAAAGAUCAAGAGCAAUGCUGGCUCCAAAAGUAAUGCUGGAACCCUUUUCUACAUGGCACCAGAGCACUUGCGAGACAUCAACACUACACCUGUGGAAAAAUCAGAUGUCUACAGUUUUGGCAUUGUAUUAUGGGCCAUUUUUGCCUGCAAAGAGCCUUAUGAAAAUGCUGUAAAUGACAUGCACGUCUGCUUCUGUAUCAUGAAUGGGGCCAGGCCACUUAAAAAAGAGGUAGAGGAAGAUUGUCCAAAUGAAAUAAUUACUUUAAUGGAACAAUCCUGGAAACAAGAACCAGAGAAACGCCCAACUUUUGCAGAAAUCAAUGCAACAUAUAAGCCAUUUUACCAGGAAAAGUAUGAAAAGUAUGUUGAAGAUGAUGUGAAAAAGAUAAAAGAAGUGUACCCUGAGCCAAUUGAACUUGUAAAAAGAAUGGAGUCUCUCCAAAUAGAUGCUGUAGCAGAAUCACCAAGCAAUAGUGCCCAAACUGAUCUCCCUGGUUCACUACAUAGCUCUCAGCAUCUUGAAGCCAACAUUAUGGAUGAAGCCUUGUUCGCUGCUUGUCCAGAGAAUGAACCUGUGGAGAGUUGUGAAAAUGCCUUUGAUCCUCCUGUGACAUUAGAAAGAAAACUGCAAGAUGAGCUGAAUUACCACGUAUAUGGCAGCCGGAUGGACAAACCGGAGAGCCGUCCUGCAACAUACAGUGCCACUUCGUGGGAUGAAGAGAGGAGGAAGAAGGUGUCUUAUGAUCCAUUUGCAAAAGUGCCCACUGCCCCCCGGGCACAAGAGUCAUAUGUAAAAGCAGGAAAUGCUGGCUCCAGCACCAGUCGUACUAAUGCCUUUGCACCCCUUUACCACGCUCCUCCACAGUCAACACUGACUGGAACAACUCCAGAAAAUGGAAAUACAUUAUUGGGUACAAUGAAUCUUUAUGAGGCAAGGCCUGCAAAUCUCAGACCAUCACACAGUGCUGAAGAUCAAUACAGAAUGCAGCCAACCAGUUCCUUCAAUUUCAGUAAACCGCCUGUACCAGAAUCUGGAAUAGAUCGUCCUCCUAAGGCCCUUGACUCUUACCAUAGUGUUCUCAGAAGUCUAACUGGUGGAACCAGUCCUGUGGAAUCAAAUCCAUUUAUGAAGAGGAAUUUUGCACAUACUCCUACAUACAAGCAUAGUACAGGAGAACCUCAACAUUACAAUAUAUAUAACAGCAGUGGGAUUCAAAUAGGCUCUUACAAUUACUUGGAAAUUAAAGAUCAGAAACUCCAGGUACCUAGUCCUCCAGCAUAUCCUCAAUAUAAUGAUGCAGACUACAUGAAGCUGUAUGAGAGCACUGUUCUUGUUUCUGAUACACAUCUCAACAUUGUAAGGGACAACUUGGCAAAGCAUUGGAAACACUGUGCCCGUAAACUGGGUUUCAGUGAUCCCGAGUUGGAUGAAAUCGACCACGACUACGAACGAGAUGGACUCAAAGAAAAAGUUUACCAGAUGUUCCAGAGGUGGAUAAUGAGACAAGGCAGCAAAGGAGCUACUGUGGGGAAGCUGGCCAUAGCUCUCCAUGCAUGCCAGAGGAUAGACCUCCUUAACAGUCUUGUAAAAAUAAACCAGGAAUCUGAAGCGAAUAAGAAAUGAGAAACAGCAUGUGAAUUCUGCUAUUUGGAAGUUAAUAUUUCUGUAACUAAUAUGUGGACACUUUUGCUUUUCAUUGCCAUUAAGAAAUGCUCUGGAAGCUGCCAGGUCGUCACCUUGAUGUUGCCAAAAUAAUGAUUAAAAAGUUAUUAUUGUUCCAGCUAGGCUUAUGUGAGGUUUUUAACACCACACGUUCUCUAGAACAAUUCCAAUAAAUUUUUAAAAAUAUAUGUACUUUGGAACAUGUUCUCAAAUUGUUAAUGAGUUUGUACAUUUUUAAUAAAAAACAAUAUAAAAGGAAA